Manihot esculenta (cassava) is the source of this 1996-nucleotide messenger RNA. Its product is annotated as spermine synthase. Gene Ontology annotation, cellular component: cytosol. The coding region runs from base 619 to 1728 and encodes 369 amino acids. The record is from RefSeq and is a predicted model, not a curated record. Gene Ontology annotation, biological process: spermidine biosynthetic process. Gene Ontology annotation, molecular function: spermidine synthase activity. The transcript is spliced from 11 exons. NCBI's taxonomy places the organism in Eukaryota, Viridiplantae, Streptophyta, Magnoliopsida, Malpighiales, Euphorbiaceae.
CGACUCUGUUGUUCCAUUUGAUAUAAAUAUGUUUUCCUUGUCUUUCAUUUUUCACGAUUUCUCGGGAACCAACCGGAUCUUCUAAUAUUUAUUUUCCCCUGCAUUUUUUGUUGAUCGGGCUUGUUUAAUUUAACCCCCUUUUUUCUGUUUUUAAAAAGGAACCGAGAUUACUUUUUCUUGUCUUUAAUACUGUCAAGUACAUGAGUUCAGAAAUUAUUUUUUAUUUUACUAUUUAGUUUUGACCCUUUUUUUUGCUGUUAUUAUUUUCGAAUUUCGUGAUAUUGUUGAAAAAUUGAAAGCUUUAUGUCAUUUAAUCGAGGCGGGAAUCUGCAUUUGUUGCCAAAAAGCGAAUAUAUAUUUGCGUGAUUUCAUUAAGGUUUCUGGCUUUAGUUGGGUAAUGAUCAAAUUGUAUUGAAAAUCGUUAUGAUUUGUUUUUGUGAAUAUUUAUUAGCCUAUUAGGUCUCUAUUCAAUACUUACCUAGAUUAUAAAUCUAUGUUAUUACUUUGCCUUUUUGAUGAUGGGUUCUGUUUCUAUAAAAUGAGUUGCUUUGCUUGUCGCUACACUCGCUUGAGACUUGAGAGUUCUGAGGCUGGAGCCGGAGAAGAAAAGGAUAAUCUAUGGAGGACGGCGCAGGAAGAGGUUUGGAAUGCCAGAAGAUUAUGGAUGGGAAGGUGAAUAAUGGAAAUAGCUCAGAGAAGGCUAUUCCUUCUUGUUGCUUGAAGGCUAGAGCAUCUGCACCUGAGCUUGAUGCCAAAUGCCAUUCUACAGUUGUUUCUGGGUGGUUCUCAGAAUCCUAUUCUUGCUCUGGUACAGGUAGCAAAAGGGUUUACUUCAACAAUCCGAUGUGGCCUGGAGAAGCCCAUUCAUUGGAAGCAAAGAACAUUUUGUACGAGGGGAAGUCGGAGUAUCAAGAGAUCUUGGUUUUUGAGUCAUCUGCAUAUGGCAAAGUGCUCGUUCUUGAUGGCAUUGUCCAGUUGACUGAGAAAGAUGAGUGUGCCUACCAGGAGAUGAUAGCUCAUCUUCCACUUUGUUCAAUUCCAUCACCCAAAUCUGUACUUGUUGUUGGUGGUGGUGAUGGUGGAGUUCUUAGGGAAAUUUCCCGCCAUAGUUCAGUGGAGCUCAUUGAUAUUUGUGAGAUAGAUAAGAUGGUUAUAGAUGUGUGUAAGGAAUAUUUUCCAGAAUUAUCUGUUGGAUUUGAGGAUCCUCGUGUUCGACUGCAUGUAGGUGAUGCUGUGGAAUUUCUUCGUCUUGCUCCAGCAGGGAAGUAUGAUGCAAUUAUUGUUGAUUCAUCAGACCCUGUAGGUCCAGCUCAAGAGCUUGUGGAGAAGCCCUUUUUUCAGACAAUAGCUAGAGCAUUAAGGCCCGGUGGAGUCCUCUGUAAUAUGGCUGAAAGCAUGUGGCUUCAUACGCAUCUUAUUCAGGAUAUGAUUUCUAUUUGCUGUGAAACAUUCAAGGGUUCUGUCCGUUAUGCCUGGGCAAGUGUUCCAACAUAUCCAAGUGGUGUGAUUGGAUUUCUGUUAUGCUCAACAGAGGGGCCACCUGUUGAUUUCUUGAAUCCUGUCAAUCCUAUUGAGAAGUUAGAAGGAGCAGUCAAAUAUAAAAGAGAACUUAGGUUCUAUAAUUCGGAGGUUCACUCAGCUGCUUUUGCAUUACCAACAUUUUUGAAGAGGGAGGUGAAAUUGCUGCGUGAUUCUCCAAUUCUGGCAAAAGGAGUCGACGUUUCGUAAUGUGGAGGUCUGCUUAUAAGAAACUUUAUGAUGAAUGGAACUAUUUAUUGAUGGGGAUUUGGUGGAAGGCAGUAAUAUUACAUAUGGUUUCUAGGUACAUGUAACUAGUUGAUGAGUUAUCAAGUGAUAGUUGCACGGUGUUUUGGUAGAUGAUGAUAGCUACCUCCCUCAUCUAUUGGAGUGAUGAAAAAUUGAUGAUUUUAGUUAUGUCACUGCAGAAUCUAAAGCCAAUCCUAAUAAAUAAUAGCUGCAUGCUUCCACUUUAUUA